UAUAUCUUUCGAGUUUGUCUUAAGUGCCCAUCAUAUCAUAUACGCGUAUACGGCACGCAGAUGUUUUAUCUUGUAAUCGGUUUUCUCGUAAUUUCUUCGGCGGUGGCAGCGCGGGAGUUGGUUGGAGUGAAAGCAGUUAAUAUAAUUUUACAACAUCCCGAAGAUACGAGUAAGGCAGGUAAAAAUAAUGAUACCCGAAUAAUAGGCGGGCAGCCAAUUAGCAUCGAAGAAGCACCUUGGCAAGUGGGGUUACACGAAGACGGCGAGUUGAUAUGUGGCGGAUCGGUGAUUAGCAAUCUGCUUAUAUUGACGGCAGCUCAUUGUGUUAUCGAUUCCAGACCAAGCCGGAUGUCGGUUCGUGCAGGUUCGUCAUACCGCCAACGGGGUGGCCAAGUGAGGAGGGUUGCAAAAAUAUUUUAUGAUGGCUCAUACAACGAACGAACAAACAACAAUGACAUCGCAAUAAUACAAUUACGGAAGCCUUUGCAAAUCAACCAAUUCGUCAUGCCUGUCAAAUUGGCUUCUACUUUUCAGCCUCCUUCGGGAUUCGCUUCGGUGACGGGUUGGGGUGUGACUCGUGAAGCAGCCCAAAAUACGUCGCCAAUUCUGCGGGAAGUGACUGUUCAAUUUAUACCUUCUAAUAGAUGUCGGAAUUUGUAUAGAAAGAGGAAUAUUCCAAUAACUGCGAAUAUGGUUUGUGCGGGUGCAACUAACGGUGGGCGGGACGCGUGUCAAGGUGAUUCCGGUGGACCGUUGGUGGAAGACGGACUUCAGUAUGGAAUUGUUUCGAUGGGAGUUGGGUGUGGGCGAGCUAGUUUCCCUGGGGUCUAUACAAGUGUGGCUAGGAAACUCAAAUGGAUUAAGAAAGCGAUGGCAGCAAUUUAAGGAAACGUUCAUGGACUGAAGGUGUAAUUAUACUCUACGUGAAUUAAUAUUGAGA
Eupeodes corollae is the source of this 940-nucleotide messenger RNA. Its product is annotated as trypsin delta-like. The transcript has a single exon. The record is from RefSeq and is a predicted model, not a curated record. Gene Ontology annotation, molecular function: serine-type endopeptidase activity. Bases 61 to 885 code for a protein of 274 amino acids. NCBI's taxonomy places the organism in Eukaryota, Metazoa, Arthropoda, Insecta, Diptera, Syrphidae. Gene Ontology annotation, biological process: proteolysis.